AUUAUCCGAGAAGCCACAUACCUUGGUUACCAUACUAAUAAAGUUUAUGAAGGAUUAAAGCUUGGCAUACUCCUCUUUAUUCUAAGAGAAAUCUUAUUUUUCUUUAGUUUUUUCUGAACCUAUUUUCAUGGAAUACUUGCUCCCGAUUUAGAACUAGGCCUAGCCUGACCUCCAAAAGGUAUUAACAACUUUAACCCAUUCCAAAUUCCUCUUCUUAAUACUUUAAUCCUUCUCUCCUCAGGCAUCUCAAUUACAUGAUCCCACCACAGACUUAUCAACAAUAAAACAUCACAAAGCAUUCUUAGACUAAAAAUUACUAUUGCCCUCGGAUUAUACUUCUCAAUCCUUCAAGCUUUUGAAUAUUUUAUAGCACCCUUUACCAUAGCAGAUAGUAUGUUUGGAAGAAUUUUCUUCCUUGCUACAGGGUUUCAUGGCCUACAUGUUCUUAUUGGAACACUCUUUAUCCUUGUAUCCCUUUUUCGAAUAAAUACCCUCCAUUUCAACAAGUUCCAUCACUUCGGAUUUGAAGCAAGAGCUUGAUACUGACAUUUUGUGGAUGUAGUCUGAAUAUUUUUAUAUCUUUUCAUAUAUUGAUGAAUUUUCUAAACUAUUAUUUUAUUAGUAUAAUUAGUACCCCUAGCUUCCAACUAGGAAGUUUUUUUUAAAAAUAAAAUAAUUUUAAUUAUUAUAAUACCCCUCAUUCUAUCCUCCCUUCUUAUUAUACUAUUCAAAACUUUAAUCAACAUCUCUAAAAAUAAAAUUAAUAAACUCAAUACCUUUGAAUGUGGAUUUGAAACUCUUUCUAACAAUCGCCCCCCCUUCAGCAUUCGUUUCUUUAAAAUUAUUAUCAUUUUCUUAAUCUUUGAUAUUGAAAUUAUCAUUAUACUCCCUAUACCUUUUAUUCCCCUCCUAUUCCAUAAUUUUACUCCUAUCUUAACCCUUCUCUUUAUUCUUUUAUUAGGCCUCUUAAUCGAAAGCAAACAAGGCAGCCUCAAUUGAUUAAAAUUCUAA
Onthophagus taurus is the source of this 1011-nucleotide messenger RNA. The record is from RefSeq and is a predicted model, not a curated record. NCBI's taxonomy places the organism in Eukaryota, Metazoa, Arthropoda, Insecta, Coleoptera, Scarabaeidae.